Molecule: messenger RNA, 7521 nt
Organism: Nicotiana tabacum (common tobacco)
Lineage: Eukaryota; Viridiplantae; Streptophyta; Magnoliopsida; Solanales; Solanaceae
Product: putative late blight resistance protein homolog R1A-10
Biological process (GO): defense response to other organism
Molecular function (GO): ADP binding
Source: RefSeq, a predicted model, not a curated record
UGACCGCUCUAUUCCAAGUCUAAUAAUCUCUCUCUUUUCACUUUACAAUUACUUUAAAGGUUACAUUACGAAGAAGCAGCGCGAAUUAGUUUUAAGGGUAGACUUGUGAGGAAAGGUGCUUUGGUUUUAGAACCACCACAACCGGAUGAAUAUCACCACCAUUCUCAGCGGCAAAUCAUUUGAGAAAUCCAGUCAACAAAUUUGGCGAACCACCACUCUACCACCCACCUCAGCCGCAAGAACCACCACCUACGACCCUUGAAGGCAACACAACCUUUAAAGCCACAGUUGAGAGGGAUGUACGGUUUUGUGAUGAAAGGGAUGAGGGAAGAAAUAUAACCAGUGUUUGCAAAAUAUUUGAAAAAUAGCCCGCUUAUUAAAUUUGCUAAAUUGGGUAAUUUUCUAAGCAUAUUUCCUAAUUUGGUAUGCCAUCUUGUCUGGUUCAUAUAAGUUUUCUAGCUUGAGGAAUCUAUGACUUUGUGUUUACAUUUAACAAAUACAGCUUAAUUAACUUGUUAGUUGAUUUUUCAGCUAAUCUAGAAUUGAAAAAAUAAUAAUGUGCAGUCGAGAUUAUGAGUUGUAACUAAAAAAAAAACCUAUAUCCAAUUAGCUCUUAGACGCCUCUUGAUUAAUGCUAUAAUUUGGUACUAAGCUCACAUGCUUGUUAAUUCUGUUAUUCUUGUAUGCCGUCUGCGAACGGAAUUACUUGACUUUUUGUUUCUUUUGUUAUCCUCUUUCCUAUGUCCAACAAUGUGCCAAUGAUUAUUGCAGAUAGCUUCAUAUUUGGUAUUCUUAGUCAGUAGGUAAGAUUCUCGAGUCUUCAGCUUUUAACAAUUGCUUAAAAACUAAGGCCGCCUAUAUUAACAGUGAUAAUUAGUAAUACUCCUGCUAUUUAUCAAUCUUCAGUUUCCUUUCCUAUUGCUGAUUAAUGUCUUGCCUUGAUCCAAUUUCCCACAAUUAUCAGCCAAUCAAGGGUGGAGCUAGGGUGGUGGAAGGGGUUCAUCUGAAUCCCCUUACGCCGAAAAAUUAUACUAUAUAUGUAAGGUCAAAAUUAGUUUUUUAUGGUAUAAAUAGUAGAUGUUGAAUCCCCUUGGCUUGUUCGUGCGUUUACUUUUUAAUAAGCCGAAUCUCCGCAGAGCCAAUCACCUCGUCUUUGAUUUCAUCCUUUUCCUGUGUCUUGACUGGGUCUUCGUCCUUCCUUCCUUGGCUUACUGCUGAGCAUCUUCUGUGUUUGCACUUCUGUCUUUAAUUGAAUCCGGAAGUCAUUGAAUUAUUCUACAUGUUCAUGUCAAUCAUAGAGUUUUGAGUUAGUAUAGAAACUUAAUUUAAAUUGUCAUCUUUAAAAUCAUUCUAACAGAGAUGGUUGAUUAUGAUAUACUUAAUAGUUUGUCUAUCAUUUUUGUGUGUCAACUUUCUGCAGAUUGAUUUAUUCACAGAUCUUGCAUAGAUCUCUGAAGGUUCUUUGCAGAAGUACAAACAGAGGUGAUUGAUUAUGAUGUUGUAACUUCGCUGAUAGGAACAAUAUAUCAGCUUUCACAAUCCAACUUAGACUUGCAGGAGGGUCAUAAAGAACAUUUGAAAUCACUGUACGAGAAGUUUGGCUCUCUGCUAGAGUUUCUUGACAAUCCUGAUGACGAAUUUGGCUCUUUGCCAUAGAAUUAAAUUUCUUUGAAUUCUGAAUCGAGUCAUCGCAUUUUGAAGAGACUUGAUUGAAGAUGUGAAUAGUUCCUGCCAUGUGAUGAUUGCUUGUAUGUUGAGUUCAUAUUUUUGUUAAAUAAUUAAUUUAAUUAUAUUAGCCCACAAUAUUUAUCUGGACCUAAAUGGUGACAUAGUCAUCUUCUCUUCAGUCAGUGAUGAUCUCUUAAUGGUGACGAAAAGGCGACAUAGUCAUCUUCCUGAGACCAAACCAAAUGGUUAUUACAGGGUAUGAACACACUAGUUGAUUUUUCAGCUACCAAUUAUGAAGGCGUAGUUGACUUGACAUAUUCUAAAUCAGUAGUGGAAGACAACUACAAUAUUUAAAUUGCAAUUAGCUAAGUUCUGUAGGAAACUUCAGUGAAAUUUUCAACAAGUAUUUAGCAAAUGACCACCCUUUGAUAUACGAUAGACCCUCGGCUCCUUCCCUCCAAGAACUCCCCAUCUUGCUCUUGGGGUGACUCGAACUCACAACCUCUUGGUUGGAAAUGGAGGGUGCUUACCACUAGAGCAACCCACUCUUGUCAUCUGAAGGUUCUUUGCAUAACUAGAAAUAGAUAUGGCUGCUCAUGCUGCUGUUACUUCUCUGAUGGGAAUAAUGCAGCAGCUUCCACAAUCCCGCUUAGACAUUCAGCAGGGUCAUAAAUUACUUUUGGAAUUACUCCACAAGAAGGUUGGCUCUCUGCUAGAGUUUCUGGACAAUUCUGAUGAUGAACCAAUGAAGGAUUUGCAGAAAAAGGUCAAAGAUCUAGCAAAUAAAGUAGAGGAAAAAGUCGAAUCACACAUUCAAAGAGAGUCUCAGAAGACGCUUCUUAAGAUGUUGCAGCGAGUCUUCCACCUUCCAUCAAAGUCCCAUGAGAGACUUUAUAAGAUCUUGCUACAAGCUAUAUGUGCUGUUGAUUCGAUCAAGGAAAAGCUCAUCAAACAGAUGAAGAAUAACAACUUGCAAGCUGUAAAUCAUUCAAUCAGUGGUUCUAGUUCACCACGAUUGCAUGUUUCAACCCUCGUGAACGAUAUGGUUGGGUACAACAUUGAACAAGAGCGCAUGCGGAGUCAACUUACCAGACACGCAUCUCAACUGGAAGUCAUUUCUAUUGUUGGGAUGGGCGGCAUAGGUAAGUCAACUUUUGCCAGUAAGAUGUUUUCUGAUCCCUCAAUUUUGAGCUUCUUUGAUGUUCGUGGAUGGAUUACUGUGUCCAAGAACUACAGUUUAAGAAAGAUGCUUCUAACCCUCCUUCAAGACACUGUUGGGGUGGCCAAAGAGCUUGAUGAGAAAAGCGAUGGAGAGCUAGCAGAUCGCUUGCAAAAAAGUUUAAAGGGUAGAAGGUAUUUGAUUGUUGUGGAUGAUAUAUGGAGUAGGGAAGCCUGGGAUGAUGUUAGAUUAUGUUUUCCAGAAAACAAUAAUAGAAGUCGGAUAUUGUUGACUACUCGAGACAUGAAGGUUGCUCAAUAUGCUAGCUCUCCUAAGGAUCUGUUUCCAAUGCGUUUCCUAGAGCCAAAGGAAAGUUGGCAUUUGUUUUGCCAAAAGGUGUUUGGCAAAAACGAUUGUCCAACUGAAUUUGAGAAUGUCGCGAAGGAAGUUGUAAGUAAUUGCAAAGGAUUACCACUAAUGAUUUCUGUGGUUGCAGGGACUCUCUCUAGCAAGAAAACAAUGGAUGAGUGGAUCAAAGUAGCUCAAAGUGUGAUCUCAUCAGUAGAUCUUGAUGAUUAUCAGUAUUGCUCAAGAGUGCUUCGUUUGAGCUACAAUCAUCUUCCUUCUUAUUUGAAAGCUUGCUUUCUUUAUUUUGGAGUUUUUCCAAAAGCUAGUGAGAUUUCUGUGAAGAAAUUGACUAGAUUAUGGAUUGCCGAAGGUCUCUUAGAGCUAAAGGGGUCUGAAGGAUUGGAACAAGUAGCUACUAAUAUUUUACAUGAUCUUAUUGAUAAAAGUCUGGUUGUUGUUAGCAAGAAAAAUUUGGAUGACAAGAUCAAGACAUGUAGGAUUCAUGAUCUUCUCCAUGAUUUAUGCUUGAGAGAAGGUGAAAGCGAGAAUCUUUUGUAUGUUGCAUACCUAGGAUCUAGAAGGGUUUCCUCUCAAGGCCGAUGGGUGUCAGUUAAUCCAGAGCGAGGUUAUGAUUCUUAUGCGCUUUUGGAAAAUCUUACUCAUAGCAAAAUACGUUCUAUUCAUUUUCAUCCCACUGAUCUGGUGCGACAUCAAUUAUCUAUUAAACUAUUCCAUUUUAAACUUCUUAGAGUACUGGACUUGGUGACAAUAAGAUUAGUUUCAUUCCCUAUUGGAGUAGUACACCUAGCUUCUUUGAGAUAUUUGGCUGUGGUGGUUAAUUUUGAGACUUCUGAACAUCAAUCAAUUUCCAAUCUUUGGAAUUUACAAACUUUUAUUUUUUCCAUAAGUCUUCCACAAAUCGAUCUUGUGCAUUUACCAAAUGGAAUUUGGGAAAUGUCUCAAUUGAGGCAUCUUCACUCUACAAGGAUGUCUCUAUAUUCUCCUCCAAAGGUAUCAGCUAAUGAAGUUAAGUACCGCGUUUUGGAAAACUUACAAAGUGUUUCUGGGUUGAGUCCUUGUUGUUGCACAAAAGAAAUAUUUGAAGGGAUUAAAAAUGUGAGAAAAUUGGGUAUUUCUGGCACUGAAGACGAAUUUGAUUAUGAGCCUAUAUGCUUAGAUAAUCUAAUAUAUUUACACGAGCUUGAGGAACUAAAAAUCGCAUCAUACAUCCUUACCAGAUAUGAUGUACUUCUUAGUCUUCCAUUCGCAAGUUCUUUCCCACCUAAUCUCAAGAAGCUGACACUCCGCAAAACUUUUCUACUGUGGAAGGACAUGACGAUCAUUAGCAAGUUGCCCAAACUUGAGGUGCUCCAGUUGAAGGCUGAUGCCUUUGUAAUUAGUUAUCCCGUAGAUACAGUCUGGGAAGUAACAGAGAUGGGAUUUCUUGAAUUGAAGUUCUUGCUCCUUGAGUGGUUGGAUCUUGAUUACUGGAGAGCCGCUGAUGAUUAUUUCCCAUGCCUUGAGCACAUAGUUAUCAGAAACUGUCGUACGUUAAAAGAGAUUCCUGAAGGAUUUGCAGAUAGUUUGACACUGCAGCAAAUUCAGUUACAUCGAUGUACUUCUUCCCUUGUGACUUUUGCUGAGCAAAUCCAAGAAAAUCACGAGAGUUUGGGGAACAACAUGCUUAAAGUUUAUUCCUUCGACACAAUUCGAGGGAGAGCUUCUUAGGAAGAUGCAGAGGAAAUGAGUAAAUGAGUUUUGCCAACAAAUCCAGCGAGAAAAAGAUGUGUUGGUUUUUCAAAAAGGGAUUUCUAAGGAAUUUGCAGAUAGCACCAAACUGCAGCUCGUUGUGUCGUCUCUUCCGUGUGAAUUUUGCCAACAAAUCCGACGAGAAAAAAGAGAUGACACCACUUGUGAAACUUGCUUGUUAUAAGUCUUGUUUUUUCUUUUUUCCUGUUCUUGUUUCUAGUCAACUGGGGUUGAUUUGAUCAUCAAAACUUCUCCAGAGAACAAAAGGCUAGCAUUAUGUGUGGUAUUAUUCCAUAGGCGUAUCCAGGAUUUGAGCAUUAUGGGUUCGAGUUCGGUAUUCUACCACAACCCAUUUGUUUUAAUGGAUUCGAACUCUAUUAUUUGUAAUUUUUUUCUGGAUUUUUAAUUUCGACCAAAGAUACUGGGUUCGGAUGAAACAUUAAGUUCUUAACUACAUCCGCCCCUUUAUAUUACUCUGUAAUGCUGGUCUCGGAUAUUAUAUUCUAAUUUGGCCUGUCUGAAGGGUUAUUUGAAGAUUAUUGCACACAUUGCUUAAAGGACGUUAUUUCUAAAUAUUCUGCUAUCUCUCUCUACCUUAGAAAUGUUAGGUCAUUGUUUUCAUUUCAGCAUUGACUUGAACUAUAAGCAGAGAUCUAAUUGGACAAAUCUUCUAUUUUCCCGCAAUAAAUGAUUGUGGAAGGACAUGGCAACCAUUAGCUUGUUGCCCAAACUCAACGUGCUCCAAUUGAAGAAAGAAGCCUUUCGUUUAAGAAUAUUCUGGGAAGUAACAGAGAUGGGAUUUCUGAACUUAAAUUCUUGCUCCUUGAGGAGUUGAGUCUUGUUUACUGGAGUGCCGCUGAUGAUUAUUUCCCAUGCCUUGAGCGCGUAAUUAUCAGAAAUUGCAGAUCCAGAAAGAGCAAUUGGAGAAUUCAGGAAGCGACAUGCUUAAAGUUUAUGCCUUUGACACAAUUAGAGAGAUAGAGUCUGAUGAAGAUUAUGGGGAAGCAGCAGAGGAAGUUAUGGAAAAGGUUGAAGAAGAUUCAAAGGAAGAUUGAGCAAAUGGGUUAUAAGGUAAACUGCUGAGGAAAGGUGUCUUGGGUUAUAUAGAAAAGAUUGCUAAGGAAUUUGUAGAUAGUACCAAACUACGCUUCAUUGAGUUGCAUAACUGUUUUAUCCCCCGUGUGAAAUUUGCCAGCGAAUCCACAAGUUGUGCUUUAGAAUAAUUAUUAAAAUAAAAGAAAAUGGUGUGUGAACACCCUUUUUUUCUUUUGUGGAGAAAAUAGAACAAUGGAAGACAUUGUGUCUGUGAACAGAGAGCUCAUGAAGCUGAGGGAGAAUAAUAAGCGAGCUGGAAAUUGUUCGCUUGGCACUUCUACUUAAUCACAAUCACAUGCUUCAACCCUCGAGAACGAAACGGUGGGGUACAACAUUGAACAAGAGCACAUGCUGGGUCAACUUAGGGGACACUCAUCUCAACUGGAAGUCAUCUCUAUUUUUGGGAUGGGCGGCAUUGGUAAGUCAACCUUUGCCAAAAGAUUAUUUUCUGAUCCCUCAAUUGUGAGCUUCUUUGAUGUUGUGGAUGGAUUGUUGUGUCCAAGGACUACAGUAUAAGAAAGAUGCUUCUAUCCCUCCUUCAAGAUGCUAUUGGGGUGGAUAAAGAGGCUGAUAAGUAAAGCAAUGGAGAACAACCAAAUCGCUUGCAGAAGAGCGAUGGAGAAUUAGAAGAUGGCUUGCAGAAAAUUGAUGAUGCACUUGCAGAUCGCUUGCAAAAAAGCUUAAAGGGUAGGAGGUAUUUGAUUGUUGUGGAUGAUAUAUGGAGCACGGAAGCCUGGGAUGAGAUUUAACUAUGGUUUCCAGAUAAUAGUAACAGAAGUCGUAUACUGUUGACUACUCGAGACAUGAAUGUUGCUCAAUAUGCUAGUUUUCCUAACGAUCCUUUUCCAAUGCGUCUCCUGAAGCCAAAGGAAAGUUGGCAUUUAUUUUGCCAAAAGGCAUUUGGCAAAAAAGGUUGUCCAACUGAAGUUGAGAAUGUCGCAAGGGUAGUCAUAGAAAAUUGCCAAGGAUUACCACUAAUAAUUUCUGUGGUUGCAGGGACUCUCUCUAGCAAGAGGACACUGGACGAGUGGAGGGAAGUAGCUCAAAGUGUUAGCUCUUUAGUAAACCUUGAUGAUUAUGAGCGUUGCUCAGGAGUGCUCUCUGUAUUUCGGAGUUUUCCCAAAAGCUAGUGAGAUUUCUGUGAAAAAGUUGAUUAGAUUAUGGGUUGCGGAAGGACUCUUAGAGCUAAAGGGGCUCGAGGAGCUGGAGAAAUUGGGCUCUAGUCUUUUACAUGAUCUUAUCGAUAAGAGUCUAGUUGUUGUUAGCAAGCGAAGUUUGGAUGGCAAAACCAAGACAUGCAGGAUUCAUGAUCUUCUCCAUGAUUUAUGCUUGAGAGAAGCUGAAAAGGAGAAUCUCUUGUACGUUGUUAAUCCUUCAAUUGCUAAAGGACACCGAACUGUUUUCCCUAAAGGUCGUCGGUGGGUGUCACUUCACUCAACGCGAGGUUUUUCUUCUCCUUUUUGUUUUGGUGAUCUUACUCAUAGCAAAACGCGUUCUCUUCA